GUGCGAGGCAAAUCAAAUCGACGCUAUCCAGCAGCGGCGCAGUUCAAGCUUCUUUCCACAUCAUAUGCAUUUACUGCCGUAGUGCUCGUUAGUUCAAUCAAUUGUCCUACUCACGGCUCGCCGUCGCGACCGCUGAAGGAACGAAAGGAAUGUCCACCGCCAACACGCCGUGGGUUGAAAAAUAUCGCCCCCAGACGGUGUCCGACAUCGUCGGCAACACCGAGGCCAUCUCACGUUUGCAGGUGAUCGCAAAGGAGGGCAAUCUGCCGAACCUGCUUCUCUGCGGCCCCCCGGGGACGGGCAAGACAACGAGCAUGCUGUGCUUAGCUCGGGACUUGCUGCUACAGAGCAGCGCCGCAGCAUCCGCCACCGCCACACUAGACAAGACCAGGGGCAAAGACAUCCUCAAGGACGCGGUGCUGGAGCUGAACGCCAGCGACGACCGUGGGUUGGAUGUGGUGCGGGAGAAAAUCAAGCUCUUUGCGCAAACCAAGAAGACGCUUCCGAAGAAGUUCUUUACGAGCGGCGAGGGGGCGCAGGCGGCGGAGCAGGUCGUCCACCUUCACAAGAUGGUGCUGCUGGACGAGGCGGAUAGCAUGACACCCGCUGCCCAGCAGGCGCUGCGUCGGACGAUGGAGCUGCACAGCAGCACUACGCGUUUUGCUUUUGCGUGCAACAACAGCAGUAAAAUUAUCGAGCCGAUCCAGUCGCGCUGCGCCGUGGUUCGCUUCAAGAAACUUGGCGACGCGGAUAUCCUUCGGCGGCUCGUGUACGUGAUACAGCAGGAAAACGUGUCUUACACAGACGACGGCUUGGAAGCGCUGUUGUACCUCGCGGAAGGUGACCUGCGUCAGGCGAUGAACUCCCUGCAGGCGACGCACACCGGCUACGGUCUCGUGAACGCGGACAACGUGUUCAAGGUGUGCGAUCAACCACAUCCGGUGCUGGUGGAGAACAUCAUAGCGGCCUGUGUAACGAAGCGCAGCAUCGAGGAGGCGCAUAAGGAAAUGAAUCGACUGCUCAAUCGCGGCUACGCACCGGCGGACGUCAUCGCGACGUUCUUCAAGGUGGUGCAAACCAACGCGCGCUUAUUCCGUAGCGAACUGCAGCAGUUGGAAGUGCUGAAAGUCGUGGGUGAGACGACGAUGCGCAUUGCGGAGGGCGUGGGCACACCGCUGCAGUUGGCGGCGAUGCUGGCACGCAUGAUCGCCGCGGUGGAGAAUAACGAAUCAUAG
Messenger RNA from Leptomonas pyrrhocoris, 1235 nucleotides. Its product is annotated as putative replication factor C subunit 4. Gene Ontology annotation, biological process: DNA-templated DNA replication; DNA repair. The record is from RefSeq and is a predicted model, not a curated record. Gene Ontology annotation, cellular component: nucleus; DNA replication factor C complex. Bases 150 to 1235 code for a protein of 361 amino acids. Gene Ontology annotation, molecular function: DNA clamp loader activity; ATP hydrolysis activity; ATP binding. NCBI's taxonomy places the organism in Eukaryota, Euglenozoa, Kinetoplastea, Trypanosomatida, Trypanosomatidae. The transcript has a single exon.